AUGGCGACACCAUACACUCCCCUUCGGCCGGCCUCGCGCGCAACAAGAAGACACAAAAAUCUCGGUCUCUCAGCCAAACAGCUCAAUAAGGUCACUUCUACCAUCGCUUCAGCGCGUCGAGGGCUGCGGGAAGCCCACGGGCAGCACGACGAUGAGGAUGACGACGACCUGCGGGAAGAAGAACGCGAUGAGAUUGAACGGGAGGAGGCUGCAACAGCAGGGCCAAGCCGGUGGGCCGGGGCGGAGACCAGUUUUGCCGCUGAACCAUCUUUUCUGCAAGCACCCCUCAAUUCGCGCGUUCCGCCGCCGCCGGCAUUCGAUUCCCCUACAGCGAAUACGAAGGGCAAGUACCGAGAUGAAACGCAAGAUGCUACCAACCUGAAGGGUUUGAGCUUGGAGCUGCAAGAGGCGAUGGUGCUGGAGGAUCUGCUAUAUGUCAUGCUCGGAAUCGAGGGGAUGUUGAUUCGGUAUUCGCCCGAAAGCCCUCACGUGGAUGACCCUCUGGCAGGCGCAGUAUUUCUGUGCAAUGACACUCUUGACCCGAGCAUUAGAGAUCUCAUUAUGCGGUUAUUGCCAAUCGCAACCCAUUACACGGCACUGCAAGCUUUCAUUGCUGCUAAAAGUAUCGAAGGGUGUGGAUUCGUGAACCAUGCGCUGUGCGGUGCUCUGCGAUCUGUGCUCCAGGAGCAUAUAACCCUUGUAACUAGAUUGGAGAAUGCCUUUCUUAGUACGCCACGACCUGGGGAGCCUGGCCUAACCUUGCACUCUCUUAUGCCACACCUGGAACCAUCCGCGCGCACUCUAGCGCUACUAUAUACCCUCACCUCUUCCCUUCUACUUGAUCCAGCAAGCGCGGGGAGCUCCUCUUCUGACGAAGAGAGCGACGUAGACUCCGAGGAGGAGCGACGGAAUGCAGAACUUGGACUCGGCGGUAUUGGCAAUGUCAUCAAGGGGCUAGGGGGGGACCCGGAGGAGGAGGGUGAGGUGCUGGGAGGCGAGGUUAUUGCCAUUGUUUGGGAUUGUAUGCGCAGGAUGGCAGGGGAUCCUCUCACACCUGCCCUGCUCAACCCACUACUCGCCCGGCUCUCUACGCCGUAUGCCCGUACCCUUCUCGUCUGGGCCGAAUGCGGCCUUCUCACUGACCCCGAUAACGAGUUCUUCGUCCGCUCUCAACCGUACCUUGCACCAUCCUUCCUCGAGCGAGAUUACACAGAUGAGUAUUGGGACAGGAGGUAUACGUUGAGGGACGGCACGCCUACAGAACCUGGGCAGAAGGAGAAGAUGACUACAGGGGUUCCGCUACCAAGGGCGAACACUGGUCGACUACCUGGUGGCGCCUGUGUGCCUGAGUUCUUAGAUAGAUGGAAGCGGAAGGUGCUGCUAGCCGGCAAGUAUGUGAAUGUGAUCCGAGAAUGUGGAAGAGAUGUUGGAACAAGGCGGGAGGACUGGGAGGGCGGGAUGGACUGCGAACCAUUUUAUAAGCGCAUCGAGGACGCGUAUCAGCAUGCGAAUCGCACACUGCUAAUGCUGCUGGUUGAAGACCAACAGCUUAUACCGCGCCUGCGCUCGCUGAAGCGCUACUUCUUCCUUUCUCAAUCCGGCUUCUUCAGCCACUUCCUUGACCUCUCUAUGUCCGAUCUGAAGAAACCGUCUCGAACCGUCUCGCUACCGAAGCUGCAGGCUCUGUUGGAAGUUGCAAUGAACUUGCCGGAUGAAGGUGUCGGUGGGUUCAGGGAAGAUGUGAAGCUCACGAUGGCCCGGGAGGGCCUCUACGACUGGCUGCUCAAGGUCGUUGCUGUCAGUGGUGACCUUGGCUCCAUUGGCGGCAGUGCGGUGCACAGUGAGAAGGACAAGGAGAAAGAUAGCAAAGACAAGAAAGACCGGCUGAUAGCGAUGGAUGCCCUAACAUUAGAUUAUGCGGUCACCUUUCCACUGUCGCUCGUCAUCUCCCGGAAGACGCUCCUUCGAUAUCAGCUAUUAUUCCGUUUUCUGCUACACCUUAAAGUGACGGAACAUGCUCUACUCGGUAUGUGGACAGAUCAAUUGCAGCCUGUCUGGCGCUCUCUUCCUCUUGUAGAGGCAUCGGAGCACGAAGCGUGGCGCAGACGCGUUUUCAACCUGCGUGCUAGGAUGUUAGCGUUCGUCCAGCAAGUCAUGGCGUACGCAACAACGGAAGUGCUUGAGCCUAAUUGGCGCAAGCUGGAAGCAUCACUCGACAAGGUCUCGACGGUCGAUCAGCUAUUGAAGGACCAUGUCGACUUCCUAGACACCUGCUUGAAGGAGUGUAUGCUGACCAGCUCGAAGCUGUUGAAGGUGUACUCACGGCUUCUCCUGACCUGUUCAACUUUUGCGAAUUACUCGUCAAACUUCAGUAAAUGGGCUGCAAAGGGCGAACAGGAUAUGCAAAAGCGAUGGGAAUUCUUCCAAAAAUUUGAGGCCAAUUACAACCAUUCAUUCCAAGUUUGCAUGGACUGCUUACAAUUCUAUGCCUCAAGUGAAAAUACCGCUCUCCUUAGUCUAGUGGUACGGCUCGGCAACAAUGGCGCAAGAAGCCAGGGUAGCUAA
Dacryopinax primogenitus is the source of this 2565-nucleotide messenger RNA. RefSeq lists its product as uncharacterized. Bases 1 to 2565 code for a protein of 854 amino acids. The record is from RefSeq and is a predicted model, not a curated record. Gene Ontology annotation, biological process: cytoplasmic microtubule organization; spindle assembly; meiotic cell cycle. Gene Ontology annotation, molecular function: microtubule minus-end binding; gamma-tubulin binding. The transcript is spliced from 9 exons. Gene Ontology annotation, cellular component: spindle pole; centrosome; gamma-tubulin small complex. Lineage: Eukaryota; Fungi; Basidiomycota; Dacrymycetes; Dacrymycetales; Dacrymycetaceae.